UUCAUAUUAGACUAUAAUGGUAAAUGUUGUCUGCUUGGUUAGUAAUAGUAGAUGAAAAUUAGUAGUGGGAUGAGAAAUUUUGCUCAAGAGGAUUUACCUGAUGGAAUUAAAAGUAUUGUGUUAUGCAUGUAUCAGUGGACUUGAGAUGAGGAUCCUCUAAGGAAAGCUCAUGCCUUUCCCUGGGGUCUGCUCUUGCUUGGUAGGGGCCAAUUUGCCUCUAUUUGGUUUGGAACAGUCACCUACAGAUCAAAUACACAGGACACAAGAUGCUCAGGUGCUCACAUUGUUUUCUGUUUUCGUUGCAGGUAGCACAUACUUCUACCUCAAAGAAGCCACUGAAGAAGCGGUUUAUAAAGGUGAAUCUACGAAACCAGGCGAGAGAUGGAAGACUGAAGGGAACUGAGGUGGUGCGGAUAUCUAAAUUAUCGAAAGAUGUUACCUUCCUGGAUUCAGAUGAGGACAGCAGUGGAUGCAGUAGUGACAGUUUAUCCCAUGUUUCACUACCUGGAAUGGAAGCUCCAAUCACCUCCACCACAUUCACUGAAGAGUUGCGACGGUUGAAUCCAAGUUUCGAGACUGGUAAAGGUGAACCUCAGUUGACUACCAUGGCUCCAUUCUUCUCCACCCGAAAUGAUGUACAGUUCAGAAGGCUGAAUCCCAGUCUUGAGAGUGGUGUAGGUGGACCUCAGCAGAUUGACAUGGCUCCAUUCAUCUCCACCCGAAAUGAUGAACAAGUCAGAAGGAUGAAUAUACAUUUGGAGACUGGUGAGGGUGGACCUCAACGGACUGAGGUGGCAUCAUCAUCAUCCUCCAGUGAUGGUUUGGCUUUGGAGAGUUCAGAUGAUGAAAGCCUCCAUGACUGAGAGACUCCAGUUAGAUGGUACUGUGCAAAGAUGGCUAGCUGCCUGAGGGCUCUGGCAGCCACAGCACUCCUGACAGCAGAAACAUCCAGAAUCUCACUGGGCCAACAGCUUGAGGUUUUUCCUCCAUUCUAGGUCUGUAGUUUGAUAGAUUCAGAGAUAUUUAUGGAUAACUGAUACUUGCAUAACUAUUAGGCUAUCUUCCUAUGCCACCUUCCCUCCCCCCUCCGCUGUCAUAGCUCUCUCUUAAAGUUUGUAAUGGGUUAAACCUUGCUACUUUACUACCAGCUCCUCGGAUUUUAGGACAUAAGUGUACACAUAUAAUUGCUCAUACUUAUGCCAGCAGGCAAGACUUAACUGUCAGACCCAGAACAUAUAUGGUUCACAGAUUGCAGUAGCUACAUAGUCAGUGGUGAAAGGAAGGCUAUGGUUUCCUCAACUGAACUUAUACUCAGGUCCUCUUGGAACCUCAACCCAGAAGGCUGAGCUUAUAGCAUUAAAUAGGGCACUUAGCCCAGGAGAGGACUGUUGCCUAAACAUAUAUACUGACCCCGAACUAUUCCUUUAUGCUAGUCAUACCUCCACAGCUAUAUGGAAAGAAUUUAGAAGGCUGACAGGGAAAUAUUCUGAUUAAAUAUGAUGAGGAGAUUUUAAAAUUACUACAUAUAGUCCACUUACCCCAGAAAGUACCUAUCACACACUGCUGGGGACACCAUCAAAAUGGUGUAAGUGUGGUCUGUAAUGGAAAUCACAGAGAAGGUUCAGAGACCAAGCAGGCAGCCACUAGGACUCUACCUUUGGCACUAGAUUUAAUUCCUAGCCUAAAUCUAGAUACUCAGCCUCAGUAUUUCACAGAAAAUGAUGGUUGGGCUCAAGAAAAUGGAGGAACCAGAGUUGCUGGAUGGUGCUUGGUAAAUGAUCAAUAUUUUCUUCCCAAAGCUAAUCAAUUAGUGGAAGAUAAUCAAACACAUGCAUGAUUUAUUCCAUUAGGGGGAAAAGUCAUUCUUAUGGCCUCUCAGCACUUGUUCACAGGCCCUGGACCAACUUCUCUUGGUCCGGCAAGUUUUCCAGGCAUACCCCACUUUUUCUUAUAGUACCUCUGGAGGCCUUAAACUUAAUCUAGUAAAGCCAGUUCAGAGAAAGGGAGCAGAUCCUGAGGUAGAUUGUCAACUGGACUUUGUCCAUAUGUCUCCCUGAGGAGGGGGUACAAAGUUCUAUUGGUAUUAGUAGACACUUGCAUGGAACAGGUCCAAGCUUUCCUAGCCUGGAAAGAGAGGGCAACUAAAGUUGCCACGGUUUUAUUAAAAGAUAUUUUUCUUUUUUUUAAUUUUUAAAAUUUUUGAAUUUUUAAAAAAUUUUUAUUUCCCUAUCAUUGCCCUUGUUUAACAUUGUUACUUGUUAUUGAUGUCGUUUUUGUUGGAUAGGACAGAGAGAAGUGGAGAGAGGAGGGGAAGACAGAGAUGGGGAGAGAAAGACACUUGCA
Erinaceus europaeus (western European hedgehog) is the source of this 2343-nucleotide messenger RNA. RefSeq lists its product as uncharacterized. The transcript has 13 exons. NCBI's taxonomy places the organism in Eukaryota, Metazoa, Chordata, Mammalia, Eulipotyphla, Erinaceidae. The coding region runs from base 267 to 863 and encodes 198 amino acids. The record is from RefSeq and is a predicted model, not a curated record.